This is a messenger RNA of Aphis gossypii (cotton aphid), 1323 nucleotides long. RefSeq lists its product as uncharacterized. The record is from RefSeq and is a predicted model, not a curated record. Bases 277 to 1164 code for a protein of 295 amino acids. NCBI's taxonomy places the organism in Eukaryota, Metazoa, Arthropoda, Insecta, Hemiptera, Aphididae. The transcript has 4 exons.
CAGGCACGUGUUUACAAGUGCGUGCACUGUGCCUGUGCAACCGUUAUGUUAUAGCGUCAUUAUAGCGUCCUCGAGUAACGUACGAUCAGAUUUUUGUGAAUUAAAUGGGACGUCGUCGUGCUGUUCGCGGUUCGCCAUUUUUGUAUUUGAUUUCUUUGUCUUCGUCGUAUUUCUGCUUGCGUCUUCUGGUCGACGCGUUUCAAGUUUCUUCAGGCCGUAUCAUCAUCGAUUCAGAUCAUAAUUUUUGAAGGUUGGUACUUAACUCUGAACUAAUAAAUGGCGGAAAUACCUGAAACUAUUGAUGUGGAAAGUAUCAUAGGUAGCUUUAAUAAGAUUUCUAUCGAAGGAUCGCCCAUUUCAUACAUCACACGAAAAAUUAAUGGAGAAGAAUUAAAAUUUGUGUCCGUGUUGAUGGCAGAAACUCUUUUACUUGGGCGCUAUUUACGCUAUUUUAAUCCAGAUAUAUUUUGUCAUUGUAUAUCUGUGAAAGGUUACUAUAUUACCGAUGCUGAAGCAAAAGUAUUAAACUAUAUCAAUGUACAGUGUUCAAGUACCAUGAAUGGAAACCAUGAAUUCAUUGCUGGAAAAGAUUGUAUUGUGCGUUUAGAAGAUGUUCAAGAGUUUCAUACAUUUUUAAACGUAUGUUACAAUAAGAUGGAGUCGAAUAUUAAUGACCAAGAAAUACAAUUUGAAAAGCAAUUUGGUUAUAUAAGAUUCGAAUCAUAUGUUAUUCCAUACUUUACUAAAGAGGGCGAAAAAUAUCUUCCACUUUUAUUUUUUGAAAAAACAACAGAUGACCUAUUGUUAGGAGCUAUGGAACUUAAAAAUUGGGAUUUGGCAUAUCUUAAGUUUUGUUGCCAUAUUAUGGGAGUUUAUGAUGAUUUAUAUAAUUUUGAUUUUUGUACUGUAGUCAGAUUCAAUAAUUUGAAGAACUAUUUUCCACCUGAUACAAUUUUUGAAGAAUUUUGGCCGAAAAAUUUGUUUUUUGAUUCAAGUAUAAUCAAUUAUUCUGAACAUCUACAUGAACCAAAUUUCUGGAUUACAGAAUACUUGGGUUCUUCAAUUAUGUCACAAGAAAGUUUACCUGCCAAUAAUGCGAAUCAAGUUCAAAUAAACCAUUCAGAACCUAACUCGUUGAUCAAACAUAGCCAUUCAAAGCAGUGAUAUGAAUAGCAGAAGACCGGAUCAAUUGACUGGUUGAUGAGUACACACAUUUUAAUACUAAUAUAAACAUUAUAUACACUGGUUUUUAUUUAUUGUAUUUUUAAUUAUUUUAAAUAGUACUUAAUCAAUAAAAGACCAUUUAAAAUAUUUCUUAUAUGA